CAACAACAAGUUGGGUUCUACUUCAAUAAUGUACCACAUAUACGCAAAGCCCACUAAAUAUCACAUGGCCCAACCUGAUCUCUCUCCUCCCCUCGUUCGCUUUGUUCCGUGAAGAUCUGAGUCUGCGUUCUCUCUCUCACGCUCUGCGAAACGUGUCAACUCAACCGAGUGGGGGCUCCCGACGUUAAUUUCUGUAAAUUUUCCAUCUGAAUCACACCUAGCAUUUUUGUUCCGGGUCGAAUUCGAGGAGGAUGUCGGAUCCGGAGAACACGAAGCUUGGCAGGAUGCUGCUGGACGAGAUCACCCCGGUGGUCAUGGUCCUCCACACGCCGCUUGUAGAGGAGACGUGCCGGAAAAAUGGGCUAUCCUUUAUUGAAAUGCUGAGCCCUUUCACCAACUUCAUAAAUAUUGACGUACCAGUGAGGACAGCUAGUGAUCAACCCUACAGACUGAGAAAGUUCAAGUUAAGAUUGUUUAAUGCUUCGGAAAUUCGGCAACCCAAUAUCGAGUCUGCAAAGGAAAGGUUAAAACAAGUAAUCACUGAAGCGGGAGAUAAAGAUAUUUCUGACUUAUGCUCUCAUCCCCCAUACAUUGAGUCGUUAAUAGCGUGUCUUCUUGCUGUCUCGUCACAGGAUGAAGAUCCAAUUGACAAAUUUGUUGACCUCUUCAACACAAACCAGUUGCCCCCUCUUCUUAAUGAUGGUGCUAUGGAUCCAAAUAUACUGAAGUAUUUCUUAUUGAUACAUGAUAAUCAAGAUGGCACAUUGGAAAAAGCCACUGGAGUCAUGACAGAAAUGAGGAGUACAUUUGGUGCAACUGAUUGCCGUUUGUUGUGUGUUAAUUCUUCUAUGCAUGGCAUGGAAGAACAUCAAGAAAAUCCAUGGGCAUAUUAUGCAAGGAUCUUUUUUAUUUUCCUUUUAAAUACUACAAAUAGCAACCAGUUGGGGUGCUUUCUAAAUAUGGAUGACAUAGAAGAGUUGAGAAAUACAGUGCAUGAUCUAUCAUCUAAACAUAUAAUACCUCAUAUGGAGCAGAAGAUUCGUGUGCUAAAUCAGCAGGUUUCAGCGACAAGGAAGGGUUUUAGAAACCAGAUAAAAAACUUAUGGUGGAGAAAAGGAAAAGAUGAUGCACCAGAGAAUUCUAGUGGCUCGAUGUACACUUAUAGCUCCACAGAAUCACAGAUACGAGUUUUGGGGGAUUAUGCUUUCAUGUUACGAGAUUAUGAACUUGCAUUAUCAAACUAUCGGCUUAUUUCUACGGAUUACAAGCUUGAUAAAGCAUGGAAACACUAUGCUGGUGUUCAGGAGAUGAUGGGACUGGCUUACUUUAUGUUGGACCAGUCGAGAAAAGAUGCAGAGUACUGCAUGGAAAAUGCUUUUAGCACUUACUCGAAAAUUGGAUCAUCUGGCGGGCGGCACGCCACGCGUUGUGGUAUAUGGUGGGCUGAGAUGUUGAAGGCUAGGAGUCAGUUCAAAGAUGCUGCCAGUGUCUACUUCCGUAUCUCUGGUGAGGAACCUUUGCAUUCUGCGGUAAUGCUUGAGCAAGCAUCAUACUGCUUCUUGUUAUCCGCACCAGCAAUGUUACGGAAGUAUGGAUUUCAUCUUGUGCUUUCUGGGGACUUCUACAAGAAAAGUGAUCAGGUAAAACAUGCAAUUAGAACAUAUAGAGGUGCUCUUUCUGCCUUCAAGGAUACAGCUUGGAGCCAUAUCAGAGAUCAUGUCCAUUUCCAUAUGGGGAAGUGGUAUGCAUCUCUUGGAAUGUUUGAUGAGGCUAUAAAACACAUAUUGGAGGUCCUGCUCUGUGGUCAUCAAAGCAAAGCAACUCAAGAGUUGUUUCUGCAGGAGUUUCUUCGAAUUGUACAGGAAACUGGGCAGACAUUCGAGGUCCCGAGGCUUCAGUUGCCUGCGAUUAAUUUUCCUUCUAUCAACAUUGUAUUUGAAGAUCAUCGGACUUAUGCAUCACCUGCAGCUGCCAGUGUUAAGGAAAGUGUAUGGCAAUCUUUGGAAGGGGACAUGAUUCCAUCCUUGUCAGUUACGAAGACUAACUGGCUAGAGUCACAAUCAAGGGUUUUACCAAAGAAGUACAAAGAAUCAAAUGUUUGUAUUGCUGGAGAGCCAAUCUUGGUGGAGAUUAGUUUCAGAAACCCUCUUCAGAUUCCUCUAUCUAUCUCAAAUAUUUCCCUGAUAUGCAAGCAUUCAACAGAGGAUGAUGAAACUGAACCAGAUGCUGAUGCAUCUUUGACUGAUCAUCAUGAUGACAGAAAUUUGAGGACUACAUCAGUUAGCGGAAACUUCAGCUUAGACACAUCUUUAUUCACUUUAUCGGAAGUUGACAUUUCAUUACAAGGGGGUGAAACAAUGUUGGUUCAACUCACAGUCACUCCCAAAACAGAAGGCACCUUAAAAGUAGCUGGUGUUAGGUGGAAACUCUCUGCUUCAGUUAUUGGAAUUUAUAAUUUUCACUCAGAUAAUAUGAGGAAAAAAGUUGCUAAAGGUAAAAAGAAACUGAAGAAGAUGAAAGAUGACUUGCAGUUCUUAGUCAUAAAGAGUCUACCCAGGCUUGAGGGUGUCAUCGACAACAUGCCUGAAGCUGUUUAUGUUGGAGAGCUCCGUCGUCUUACCCUGGAAUUGCGGAAUCCAUCAAAUAUAUCCGUAAAGAAUUUGAAGCUGAGGAUCAGUCAUCCAAGAUUGCUAAAUAUUGCAGCUUUGGAUGUUAUGAAUUUGGAAUUUCCAUCUUUCCUUAGAAAUCGGGAACAUUCUUUACAGCAACCGGCCGCUGCUGAUGCAGUAGAUAGCAUAUUUGUAUUUCCUGAGACCACGGCAAAUUCUUGGGAAACGCCAUUGAAGUGGCCCCUAUGGUUUAGGGCUGCUGCUGCUGGAAGCGUUUCACUUUACAUAUCAGUUUACUAUGAGAUAGAAGAUGCAUUGUCAGUGAUAACAUAUCGAACUUUACGCAUUCAUUACAAUUUGGAGGUACUGCCAUCUCUAGAAGUGUCGUUGCAGACCAGCUCCUGUCCUUCUAGAUUGCAGGAGUUUCUUGUCAGGAUGGACAUCGUAAACAAAACCAACUCAGAGAGUUUUCGAGUUCAUCAAUUAUCAUGUGUUGGAGACCAAUGGGAACUUGCACUACUCCGACCAGCAGAUCCUGUGCAUCGCAGGAGGCAAGAUAGUACUGAGAAGACAAAAACUUCCAUUGCUACAUCAUGGAGAGCGGAUGUGGGGCUUGUUGAUAGUGAGUUCAAAAGCUUGUAUGAUACUUCAAUUUCACCCUUCAGUCUUUUUCACCAUUAUGAAAGAUUGCACCAAGACAGACACGAGCAGGACCUUGUAAGCUCACUUGACUUCAUCUUGAUAUUCGAGUCACCGAGUGAAAGCGAUGCUGGAAAGCCUAUUAGCCCCCGAGUUUUCUCUCAUCACUCUUGCCAUUGCAGACUUGCGAGUACGAGCCCAAUAUGGUGGUUAAUAGACGGGCCCCGGACAGUUAGGCACGAUUUUUCUUCCACCUUCUGCGAAGUCAAUCUGAGCAUGACUGUUCACAACUCCUCGGAGGAUAUCGUGUCCGUUCGCAUCAAAACCCUCGACUCCAUGUCAGCAGCAGUCAACUCUUUGACCAAUGCAGGGCCCGUUUCUGGAAAUGAAGUGGGCUGGCAAGACACGUCUCAUCUUAACGAAAUCAAAGUCACGACUGAUGUCAUGGGGGCCCGAUUAGGCCGCGCCACGUCAGCAGAGAGCAUUACGCCUUUCCUGUGGACAGGAUCGAGUUCGACCAAAUUCGAGUUGGGGCCUUUGUCUUCAGUUGUGGUUCCUAUGCAGAUUUCCGUUUUUGCCCCUGGAACGUUUGAUUUGUCAAACUACUCUCUGGAGUGGAGUGUCGAUGGGUCGAAAGCAUCUUCUGACAUUGCCGUUAAUUUCACAGAUGAUAUGUUCAGAGGAAUGUACCAUGGAAAGCAGUAUCAUGUGGCUGAUAUUGCCGCCGUGCUUAGUAGGGCUUGGAAUGCCGGCGUUGAUCGGAUUAUUGUGACUGGAGGUUCUCUAGAGGAAUCAAAGGAAGCUUUGGCAAUUGCUGAAACCGAUGGUGCAAGACUCUUCUGCACAGUUGGUGUGCACCCAACAAGAUGUAAAGAAUUUGAUGACAGUGGUGAUCCGGAGGGGCAUUUUAAGGCUCUUUUGUCAUUGGCUAGAGAGGGAAUUGAAAAAGGAAAAGUAGUGGCGGUCGGAGAAUGUGGAUUGGACUAUGAUAGGCUUCAUUUCUGCCCAGCUGAAAUUCAAAAGAAGUACUUCGAAAGGCAAUUUGAAUUAGCAUAUGUGAUGAAGUUGCCAAUGUUUCUUCACAUGCGAGCGGCUGCUGAGGAUUUCUGCAAUAUUCUUGACCAAAAUAAACAUAGGUUUUGCUCUGGGGUUGCUCACUCUUUUACUGGUAGUGCCCAAGAUCGUGAUCGUCUUCUCUCAUUCAAUAAUCUGUUCAUAGGCAUAAAUGGAUGCUCUCUAAAGACUGCUGAGAACCUUGAUGUUGUGAGGGGAAUUCCCGUCGAGCGGCUGAUGAUUGAAACAGAUUCUCCAUACUGUGAAAUCAAGAACACACAUGCAGGAAUUAAGUUUGUGAAAACCUUAUGGCCUUCAAAGAAGAAGGAGAAACAUGAUUUGGAUUGCAUUGUCAAAGGCCGGAAUGAACCCUGUUUAGUACGGCAAGUGCUUGAGGUGGUGGCUGGCUGUAAAGGAAUUGCUGAUAUUUAUCAGCUCAGUGAAACUGUGUACCACAACACUUGCAGUACUGAACAGAGUUUAUAG
Molecule: messenger RNA, 4787 nt
Organism: Striga asiatica
Lineage: Eukaryota; Viridiplantae; Streptophyta; Magnoliopsida; Lamiales; Orobanchaceae
Source: the annotation of a GenBank genome assembly